This is a messenger RNA of Gamsiella multidivaricata, 696 nucleotides long. RefSeq lists its product as uncharacterized. Gene Ontology annotation, molecular function: protein binding. Gene Ontology annotation, biological process: proteasome regulatory particle assembly. The transcript has 6 exons. The coding region runs from base 1 to 696 and encodes 231 amino acids. Gene Ontology annotation, cellular component: cytoplasm; nucleus. The record is from RefSeq and is a predicted model, not a curated record. Lineage: Eukaryota; Fungi; Mortierellomycota; Mortierellomycetes; Mortierellales; Mortierellaceae.
AUGGUCAACACACAAUCGGAACUAAUGACUCGGGCACAAGCGCUCAUGAAGCAGAAGGACGACAUUGAGGUCGACAUCAAAAAAGCAGAGGAUGAACUCCAGUCGCAAAAAGUCGGCAUGACGGAUCAUUUGGUCGACAGCCAGGGCUUCCCGCGUGCAGAUAUCGAUCUUGUCGUCGUUACAACUGCCCGAUCCAAUCUUAUCAAGCUAAGAAACGAUCACAAGACCGUUAUGCUUCACAUUGAAGAAGCCAUCCACGCCGUGCACGCCGAGGCAUUGGCUGAAAAACAAUCGAAGGAAGCUGAAAGAUCUCAGGAAGAGGCUUCAAGAGCGGCAGCAGCAUCAUCAUCAUCAUCAUCGUCAUCAAUAGCAUCUGCUACUUCAACUCAUCCAUUAUACGAAGACGAGGAACGGACUUUGGCGCCAUUUGCCCGUGUGAACGCUGUGGCUCCUGACUCCCCCGCCAAGAACGCGGGCUUGCUACAGGGCGAUAUGAUCGUAGCCUUUGGGGUCGUGAACAUCAGAACGACCAAUGUCCUCAAGUCAUUAAGUGCACACGUGGAAUCCCGUGAAAACAAACCUAUUGUGGUCAAGGUACAGAGAGGCGAACCAACAGAGCUGCAAUCUGUAAUUCUCGUGCCAAAGCAAGGCUGGGGCGGUCGUGGACUGUUGGGAUGCCAUAUUGUGCCAGUCUAG